Penicillium canescens is the source of this 3447-nucleotide messenger RNA. Its product is annotated as ankyrin repeat domain-containing protein. The transcript has 3 exons. The record is from RefSeq and is a predicted model, not a curated record. Gene Ontology annotation, molecular function: protein binding. Bases 1 to 3447 code for a protein of 1148 amino acids. Lineage: Eukaryota; Fungi; Ascomycota; Eurotiomycetes; Eurotiales; Aspergillaceae.
AUGGCUGGGAGUGAGGAGUCGCCAUUCUCGAACUUCGAGGGCCGGGUAAGAAACUAUCUGCUGGAGGACGAAUACGCGGACUUUGACGGAUCUGAAUACAUUGAUGGAUCUUCGUCCCGCCAAGGUGACAGAAAUAGACUCCGAAAGCGCAACCCACUCUUCAAGUCAAGGGUAAAUGUCUUGCAGGAUGACAAACCGGGUUCGCUUUUCAGGGCUCUUCGACGUUGGAAGCCGUUCGGCAAGAAGGAAGAACAGCCUGGAUCUAACUUGAUGCCGGAGGAUGAGGGCAUUCCCACAGACGCGGUUUUACAGGAACAAUUCUCACAGGAACCGCCUACUUGGUCUAAUGAACUUGAUCCUGGUCACGAUCUCAUAAUUGCAAUCGUCGAAGGGAAAGGAAAACCGCGAAUACGUACUCUUUUGGAUGAAUUGCGCAACCCAAAUGCUACACCACCCCAUCCAGUCUAUGGCAGUGUUCUCGCCGCGGCUGCCGGGGCAGGCUCAGUCGAAACCAUUCGGCAUUUGUUACGAGCAGGCGCAGAUGUGGACAUGCAACUGAUGACCGGGAAUUACGGUAGUGCCCUGUGUGCAGCUGCAGCGUCACAUCAUCCUGAAAAUGUCAAAUCGCUUCUUAGGGCUGGCGCUUCUGUUAACAUGUACUUGGCGCAGGGCGAAUAUGGAAGUCCCCUUGCUGCUGCCGCUAGAGAAGGUUCAAACAAAAAUGUUCGACUCUUGAUACAAGCAGGCGCCGACGUGAACAUGCGAUUGAAAACUGGAUCGUAUGGCAGUCCUCUGUGCGCUGCUGUGCCUUCCCUUCAUAACAUCCAAGCUCUUCUCGAUGCCGGUGCUGAUGUUAACAUGGAGCUGUAUCAAGGCACAUACGGCAGUGCCCUUGCUGCUGCUUCCGGAUCACAGUUUCCUAAAAGUCUCGAUGCUAUCCUGGAGGCUGGCGCGGAUGUUAACAUGCAACUGUCGUUUGGCGAAUUUGGCAGUGCCCUUGUUGCUGCCGCUGCUGCUCCUGAUGAGUUAACCUCUGCCAUGAAUAUCAAUGCCCUUUUAAAAGCAGGCGCCAAUAUCAAUAUGCAAGUUAAAGAUGGCGCACACGGCAGCGCUCUUGCGGCUGCUGCUUCUCGGUCAAACCCGUCCCACCGAGUCAUCGAAACCCUGAUCAAAGCCGGCGCCAAUGUCAAUAUGAACUUGCAUCAUGGAUCCUACGGUAGUGCUUUGGCUACUGCUACUUCAGUAAAGGCUGUGAACGCCCUUCUUGGGGCAGGAGCAGAUGUUGAUAUGAAGCUUACGCAUGGAAGCUUUGGCACCGCGCUUACUGCAGCGCUGCAAAGAGUGAUCAAUGCUCAUCCUGUAGGUUCUACAUGGGACACAGAGGAAGAAAAGACUGUCCGGACCCUGCUUGCCACAGGGGCAGAUGUUGGACCACUGCAUCAAUUCUACGUCGAGUUACUCCGCAUACCGGACCCAGGGGUUCGAGCAGGGUAUGGCGAAGCUCACGAAUUCAAGUUCGAUUGGGAGCUUCCCCUUUCUUUGGAAUCUUCAAGUGACAUCGAAUCAUAUCUAUCACAUAAAGGGACUCUGACGAGAAAUAAGAAUACCGUCAGACUGGCAUCUUGUCGUGACUUUCUCGAGAACUCUUUUGGAGAUAUAGGAACGAAUAUACUGCAAGGAAUCGUGAGAGCCCUCCGAGCAUUCGACGGUUUUUAUUUUGAUGGCACUAUCAAACUUGAGACCCAUAAAUCCAAGAUCUGCUUGUGGGUUACUACAGAGACCAUCGAGGCACGAGAUGCCUUGGAAUGGAUUUGCCUCACAUUUCGGCAGGCAGCUCAACAUAAGAUUUCCGUUUCCACCAUCAGCGAUGACUCUAAUGACGGGCGUCCCAUAUCACUAAACAAGUUGGCCCCGUUCACAUCGUUCGCUUCAUCUGCGGAAUGUUGGUAUCCUCUUUUUGACUCAGCUGUGAUUGCAUUACAGUCAUCUGUUGAGCCGCAACUUCAACCAUGUGAAGGGCUCGAGCUGGAUUUCAAGCAGCUACUUAAACUUGCAGCUGUCGAGUAUCCUAUCAUGGUCAAUGAUGGCAUCGUUCUCAUGGGCUACUCGACCGCACUUGUACCUAUCAAGCAGAACACCGAUGGAAGGAUUAUGUGGCACUUGGAAACCGCCACGGACGAUUUCCAACUUCAGGUGUCUAAUCUCCAAGCAAUACAGAAGGAGUGGCUAAGAGUAUCCACACUCGAAGAUUUGUUAUCCGCGCCAGCAAUACUGGGCUGGUGUUCGGAAGCAGAAGUCCUCUUAGGCACCGAUCGCCUAGAACCAAAUGUGGCAUGGUCUGGUGCAAAGGUCAAACUAACUACCUGGCACUGGAAUGGAGCAAACCUCCAACUCCUGGCACAAUCCGCUUCUCCAUUGAAUCUGGGAGUUCAGGUAAACUUGAGACUUGAUCGAUCAGUCAACACCAUCCGGUUUAGCCCCUCUCGAAACUACCUCAAAUGCCUGUCGAGUAGCUCUCAACAGCCAAUUGUCCUUUACGAUGUAAAGUCCAAAAGAGCCUGGCUGGUCUCACUAAUUUCUGUGCUCCAUCACAUGUUGCUGGCGUAUUGUAAAACGAUAAACAAAGAAUUCAGUGAUAAAUUCCCGCCUUUCGCUGCACCAGAUACAUCUGGCACUGCUUCUGCCUCGUUGCAGGUUUUACGUGAUAAUGGAGCACUUGUCAUUGAGAGGUCAAAGGUGAAUGAGGAAUCAGAGGUGAAUGAAUUAACUGUCCGCGAUCUUAUUAUGGGAUUUUCAGUGAAUCUCUCAAAGACAACCCUCCAAUCUCCCAAGGCAUCGAACAUGCAUCCGCUCACGGUGUCCACAAUUUUCGGAUACGAAUUUGCAGACAUUGUGAUGGAUUCGCCAAGCAGUGAACUAAAGAAAAGCUCACUUGAAAAGGAGGGCCUGGCCUGGGUAUCCCUGCUCAAUAAUAUUAAGUGCCUCUUCUGCUCCGAUCUGGGCGAUGCAAUCAUCGGAAAGCGCUCACCCUGGUUAUCCUCACCCUGCAACAGCUUACUCGAAGGGUGCGAUUUAAUGGCAGCAUCUAUGCAAAGUUUGGAGCUCCUCGCUCAAAAGCACGGAAGCAAUGCUCAUGGUUCUUCAUGUCAAUUAUCGAACGAUCACUCCUGGUAUCUUGCGGGUACACCCUUCCAGGUCUGCGAACAUGAAGAGAAAGAUUCCUGCUGGGAUCGACCUGGUUUCCUAGAAGAGACGCUGCAAGAGAUCAAAAGCCGACAUAUCUCGGCAAAUGGUUCCGUUCAAAAUGGCAAUUACUCUUCCCUUGCCCAAGGAGCUUUGGUUUUCGGCUCACAGGCUCGGUCUAAGAGGAAGACUUUUCUCACGCUUGUCCAGUCAGCCGAAACUCGCAAGGUUUCAAUCCAGAGCACGACUAGCUUGGUUUCUUGA